AUGGCACGAGCUACUCAGCCAGGUGUUCGGUUUAUCUGCUCGGACAUCAUGGAAAUCGAGUGGCUCGGCCAGGCGUUUGCUUCAACUGCUCGGUCCACGGGGCGAGUGAGCUGCUCGGCUAGGCGUGAAGAUGUGUUUUUGCUGCUCGGCCAGCCAGCUAUUUUGAGCAUGUUAUGCAACAGUUUUUUGAGGUCAAUAUAUCUUUGGACGGGAUAUACUGGGCGGUAUACCAACGUCAGAUAUUUUAGCUAUAUAAGUAGAGAUUUGAAUGCCACUCGAAGCCUGAAUUCUUUGUGGGGUUGUAAGCUCGGACAAACAAGAAAGAUGAUGGUGGAUUCUGAUGCUUCUGCUGAAGGAUCUAUGUUUGAUAUUUUACCUGAGAAGCAUGAUUAUGGUGGCUAUGCUAGUGGCGGAUGGAAGAGCAAGGAUGGAACAUUAAGUUGUGGAUAUUCCAGUUUCAGAGGAAAGAGGGCUAGCAUGGAGGACUUUUAUGACAUCAAGUCUUCCAAGGUAGAUGGCCAGUCAGUCUGCCUCUUCGGCAUAUUUGAUGGUCAUGGUGGUGCUCGUGCUGCCGAAUUUUUGAAGGAACAUCUCUUUGAGAAUCUCCUGAAACACCCAGAAUUUAUUGCAAAUACAAAAUUGGCUAUAAGUGAAACAUAUCAGCAAACGGACAGGGACUUUUUGGAUUCUGAAAAGGAAACCUUUAGAGAUGAUGGAUCAACAGCUUCAACAGCAGUUCUUGUUGGGAAUCACCUUUAUGUUGCAAAUGUUGGUGAUUCUCGAACUAUAAUAUCAAAGGCCGGGAAAGCAAUUCCACUAUCAGAAGAUCACAAACCAAAUCGAAGUGAUGAGAGAAAGAGAAUUGAAAGUGCUGGAGGUGUUGUCAUGUGGGCAGGUACUUGGAGGGUUGGGGGUGUCUUGGCCAUGUCUCGUGCUUUUGGCAAUCGCAUGCUUAAACAGUUCGUUGUGGCUGAACCUGAGAUUCAGGACCUGGAGGUUGACCAGAACCUUGAAUUGCUUGUGCUUGCAAGUGAUGGACUUUGGGAUGUUGUUCCUAAUGAGGAUGCUGUUUCAAUAGCACAAACAGAGGACGACCCAGAAUGUGGCGCACGGAAACUGACUGAGACGGCUUUCACUCGUGGCAGUGCCGACAAUAUCACGUGCAUUGUUGUCAAGUUUCACCAUGCCAAAGUGGGUCCUGUAGAAACUCGUCUAAAUCUUGAGCCCAAUCCCGAACCAGACAAAACUAAUGAAAACACCAACCAAAACUUCAACAUUCCCGAGGAAGCCCAUGAGUCCUUAAAAGUUGAGCCCGAGGAAGCCCUUCAGAAUUUGAAAGCAGACACUGGAGAAACCGUCAAGGGUUGA
Striga hermonthica is the source of this 1368-nucleotide messenger RNA. The record is from the annotation of a GenBank genome assembly. NCBI's taxonomy places the organism in Eukaryota, Viridiplantae, Streptophyta, Magnoliopsida, Lamiales, Orobanchaceae.